This is a messenger RNA of Lytechinus variegatus (green sea urchin), 2641 nucleotides long. Its product is annotated as GPN-loop GTPase 2-like. Lineage: Eukaryota; Metazoa; Echinodermata; Echinoidea; Temnopleuroida; Toxopneustidae. The coding region runs from base 93 to 1019 and encodes 308 amino acids. The record is from RefSeq and is a predicted model, not a curated record. Gene Ontology annotation, cellular component: cytoplasm. Gene Ontology annotation, molecular function: GTPase activity. The transcript is spliced from 6 exons.
CAGGCUCUGGAUUUCUGCGACAGCGACAGGUAUGUGGAACCUAGUGCAUUUGUUUUCGUCAUAUUUGACUUAAAUAGAACAAGCAUCAAGACAUGGCCUUUGCUCAAGUAGUAAUCGGACCACCUGGAUCUGGUAAGACCACCUACUGCAAGGGGAUGAAGGAAUUCCUCUCACAAACCGGACGCAAAGUGACCAUCGUGAACCUGGACCCGGCCAACGACUUUCUCCCCUACGACGUCGGAGUGGACAUCUCUGACCUUGUCACCCUCUCAGAUGUCAUGGAGAAGCUGCGGCUUGGACCCAAUGGAGGCCUGGUCUAUUGCAUGGAGUAUUUGGAGAAGAACCUGGACUGGUUGAAGGGCCAGUUGGAUAAGUUAAAGGAUCAUUACUUUCUCUUUGACUGUCCUGGUCAGGUUGAGCUCUACACACAUCACGAUUCAGUGAAGAACAUUGUCGCCCAGCUCCAGAAGUGGAAUUUCAAGUUGGUGUCUGUUCAUCUAGUUGAUGCCCACUACUGCAGUGAUCCAGCCAAGUUCAUCAGUGUCCUCCUCACUUCUCUAUCCACCAUGCUACAAAUGGAACUACCUCACGUUAAUCUCCUGUCAAAGAUUGACCUGGUGGAGCAGUAUGGAAGAUUACCAUUCAACCUGGACUACUUCACAGAGGUGUUGGAUCUAGGCUACCUGCUGUCACAUCUAGAAGAAGACCCGUUUCUCAAGAAGUUUAAGAAGCUGAACGAGGCCCUCAUCGGUCUGGUGGAAGACUACAGUCUUGUUUCUUUCAUCCCUCUCAACAUUCAAGACAAGGACAGUGUGUUGACUGCCGUUAAGACGAUAGACAAAGCCAAUGGCUAUGUCUUUGGAGAUCUUGAAGAACGGAAUCUAAAGGCUUUGAUGUCCUGUGCUGUGGGAGCUGACUUCGAAUUCUUCAAAACGGCUAGUGUCCAAGAGAAGUACAUGCAGAAAAACCCCACUCCGCUGGAUGAAGCCUCCGCUGCCCCUGAAGACAUGGACACGUGACCCAGAGAUUGACAGUUGACUCCAGUUUAGUCGAGUCUACCAUGGCCAUUAGAAAAUGAUCAUUGCAUUGACCAUGAUUGCAUCUUCACUUGCUUGGGUACCAACCAAUAGGCAAUAAAGAGAUUGAUAGUUGACCCCGGUCUAGUCGAGUCUACUAUGGCCGUUGAAAAUGAUCAUUGUCCAUGAUUGGAUCUUCACCUGCUUGGGUACCCACCAAUAGGCAAUAAAGAGAUUGACCGUUGACCCCGGUCAGGUCGCGUCUACCAUGGCCGUUGAAAAUGAUCAUUGUCCACGAUUGGAUCUUCACCUGCUUGGGUACCCACCAAUAGGCAAUAAAGAGAUUGACCGUUGACCCCGGUCAAGUCGCGUCUACCAUGGCCGUUGAAAAUGAUCAUUGUCCACGGUGGGAUGUUCACUUGCUUGGGUACCCACCCAUAGGCAAUAAAGAGAUUGACCGUUGACCCCGGUCUAGUCGAGUCUACCAUGGCCGUUGAAAAUGAUCAUUGUCCACGGUGGGAUGUUCACUUGCUCGGGUACCCACCCAUAGGCAAUAAAGAGAUUGACCGUUGACCCCGGUCUAGUCGAGUCUACCAUGGCCGUUGAAAAUGAUCAUUGACCACGAUUGGAUCUUCACUUGCUUGGGUACCCACCAAUAGGCAAUAAAGAGAUUGACUGUUGACCCUGGUCAAGUCGCGUCUACCAUGGCCGUUGAAAAUGAUCAUUGACCGAGAUGGGAUCUGCACUUGCUUGGGUACCCACCCAUAGGCAAUAGAGAGAGUGGUGUUGUACUCCGUAAUACCUUGUGUCUGUUGGACAUUUUAUAACGGAAAGGAACGAAUCGAGGUGGAGGUGAACUACAAGCAGCCUGCUGCCCAGGGGACGUACAGUUCACUUCCCAUACCUGGAAGUAGGAAAGUAGAAUAAUGGGAAAGUUGGCUUUUGUUUAACCUAAGAAUGGUCUGAUUCUCGAUGCUAAGAUACUUGUCUGGUGGUUAGUGGUUAGCUAAAUUCAAAUACUUGACCGUCAAUGUUCAAUUCCAAGUCAUUUUUUUUUCAAGUAAAUCAAGAAAAUCAUAUGCGUGUAUGUGUAUGUUCAAUGUGUGAGCAAAAAUUUCCUACCUGUAUGUUUACUUAAACUCAAUUUAACCAAGGGAAGGACUGGGGUCAUUCUUUCAUGAACUCAAUUAGUUCUCUGUCUCUAAAAAUCAGAAAGACUUGGAAUUUUAAUCCUUAUUCAAGGGUAAUAAAGUUUAGUAUAUUGUUUAUAGAUAUUUUUUUGAUUUUCUACCUUGGUGGGGAAGUGUUGCAGGGUUAACUUCAUGAUUUCCUUGAUGUUUACACUAUUAUUCAUAGGGUAAUUUUCAACAUCCAUUCCCGCAAUUUAUGGUACUAUCAGUAUCCAGUUGUGAUCAGUAGCAUGUCAUUCACUCAUUACCACCUUUUUUAACUCUUUGCAAGCUGAAUUAAUUUUAGGGGAUAAUAAUGACAAUUGCUUCCAUGUUGUUUUCUUUAAUUCAAGAUAUCCAUAUUGCACCAUUGAAUACUUAUUAUUAUAUAGAUGCCAUCCAAGAACUGUUGCUACAGUAUUUUAUUAGCUUAUCUAAUUUGAAGGUACAUGUAGG